AUGGACAACUUCAUGGAGAACCCUGCAUUUCAGCAGUUUAUGCAGGAACAAGUCAAGUUGCUCACUGCUAUAUCGAUGUCGAAGAAUCAAGAGGCUCCGCCUGCCACCGAUAGUACCGCUAUCAGCGCAGGAACCACCAAUAGAGUCAGUAACACCCCGGACGUUUCCCAUAGCCAAUCUCAGACUCUCUCCUCGCCACCAUCCAUGACCGGCAACAGAUCCACGAAGCACAACCAUGUGUCGCAGGACCCAUCAAGUUCAAGAGAUCGCAAUGGACACAUUGACAUGUAUUCAGGGGAUGAUCUCGACCAAGAAACCCCUCAAUGUCCAAGACCAAAAAAGAAAAACGCGCAGGUCGAGCAGCAGCAGCCGCGGGAUGAAAGCGAUGAAACUGUCCAACUUCAGUCGUCCUCUACUGCGGGAGAAAAGAAGAAAGCGCCGUAUAGUGACAGGAAGAAUCUAGCUUCACGUAUGAAGUUAACUGCCUCGGACAAGAAUACUCUUAACUGGUUGGUGCGGGAGCGUCGGGAGUAUUUGCAGAUGAUUUGCUUGCGACGCGGAAUAGUUCUAGAUAAGCCAUUCUCUACGUAUUCGGACACUGACAUGUUUAGACUCGUUCGGAAUGUUACGUCAGAGAUGCAACGAAGGUAUGGCCAGUGGUGGACUCAAGAACUAACCCGGGAUUUAUUACAUGCCAUUUGUCUUGAUAAAGUGUGCAACGAUAAGAAAGCGGAGCGACUUCGGUUAGAAAAAGAGGCUUUGCUUGCCGCUGCGAAUGGAACGGGUGAUACAGGUAAUGUAUCAACACCAGUUGCGAGUACAUCAAAGUUUAAGUUAGUUGCCACCCAUCGGGCCGCGAGGGCAGGAAAAGCCAAGGAGCCACCGGUGGAGGAACAAGAGGGUGAGGAGGAGGAUGAGGAGGAGGAGAAAGAAGAAGAGGAGGAGAAAGAAGAAGAGGAUGGAGAUGAGGAGGAGGAGGAGGAGGAGGAGGAGGAGGAGGAGGAGGAUGGUGAUGAUAAUGAUACCGCACCAAUGCUCCCUUCCCAUCUCAAUGGAAACAGGGGUUAUCCCUCCACCUCCAUGCACCCCCGAGACUCCAAUAGUCCAGCUUCAUCGGUGGUUUCACCCCUCGCAUAUAAAGGGCCUAAUAUGGCGGCCAUACGAUACAACUCCCAACUCGGGGACUGUCAGUUAUAUGCGAAUUUGGAGCCUGUGGUUCACAGAAGCAUGUUCCACAGCCAAAUCCCUUAUUCCCCCAUCCAGUUAGUGCCAGAAAUACAGAUAUCCCCACCGACUUACAUCCCUAUCCAUAUCGCUGGGCAUCCUCCGGUGUAUGUUGCAACAAAUAUGUCUUAUAAUGAGUUCGAACGACUUGUUGCCCCGCGCAUUGUAAUACCUGAUGAUAGGUUUCUACAAUAUCGUCCGAAAACUGGUGGGAAAUGGUUGAGCGUAGGAUACGAAGAGGCUUGGAUAAAGCUUGUAGCGACAUGUGGAGAGGCUGUAGCAGAGGCGAAAAUGGUUGGGGAAUCAUAUUUUAAUGAGGACGCGCCAGACUCGGAUGGCGAGGGGGUCUGCGGUACGGGUUACAUUGAUCCAGUUCUCUUGGAGGAAAACAGGCCCAGUGAAAUUCCGCGUAUACCGGUCGCCGUUGCACCCAAAUCUAAAAAGGUGGCGAAGAAAUCGGCGGUUGCUCGUUCCAGGAGUAAGAAACCCCCUAUCCAGGACAAAGGAAUGGCCUCUAAAAUCAAUACACAAUUCAGUGCGAACGUCGGUAGAAGUUUAAGUGGGAGGGAGAUUAAAAGGAGUAUGAAGGCCACACAAGCCCUGGAUGAAAAGGCCGAGAAGCAAGCAACUAACCACUACACGGCUGCCAGAAUAGACAUAAAGCGAAGAAAAGGGAACUUCGCACCUUGA
Morchella sextelata is the source of this 1914-nucleotide messenger RNA. RefSeq lists its product as uncharacterized. The record is from RefSeq and is a predicted model, not a curated record. NCBI's taxonomy places the organism in Eukaryota, Fungi, Ascomycota, Pezizomycetes, Pezizales, Morchellaceae. The transcript is spliced from 6 exons. Bases 1 to 1914 code for a protein of 637 amino acids.